Porites lobata is the source of this 1699-nucleotide messenger RNA. NCBI's taxonomy places the organism in Eukaryota, Metazoa, Cnidaria, Anthozoa, Scleractinia, Poritidae. The record is from the annotation of a GenBank genome assembly.
AUGGCCAGACCGUAUGUUUUUCCUCCCAUGGCUUUAACGGGACCUGUCUUUAAAUUUCUGCAGAGUUUUAAACAGUCGUGUACAGUAGUGGUGCUGGACGUGUUUCCCAAGAAGUACUGGUGGCCUCUCCUUAUGAAUAAAGCUGUAAAGAGUAGAUGACUGGCUGUUCGUGGCGAUGGCAACGCUCUCUUGGUCCCGUCCAAAAAGGGGUGGCUGCCUCACAAGGGCAUUCCUGGAGAUCUCUGGGUUUUUGCAGUGUGUUUUUAGGUGUGUCUUGGCAUACAUUUUGAUCUGUUGUGCUACUGGUUUGUGGUGUAUGAUAGGGUUCUUCUUUUCUGGUUUGUAGGAGCUUCCAGUCAUGGCAAAGCUGUUUGUUCAGUCGGUUAAAUGCCCAACCUGUGGACACGCUAAUGAUUUUGACUUCCGUUUUUGUCAACGUUGUGGCUACAAGCGAAAGGUUAUGACAACGCUUGUCAAGGAACACUCUGAUGUUAUCGUUGACCUUGAUGGAAUUGAAGUGCGGUUGCAGCAGUUACUUCACUACGAUCAGGCAACCAGUUAUAAAAAGCAGAAGGAGUCUCUUCAGAGGGAACUUGAGGCUUUUCUUGGUGCCCUGCCGGGUUUUGUUACUCUCGCGACAGUGACGCCUAGGGACUUGUGUCGCUUCCUGAUCUUUAAAGACAAGCGUGGCCAAACACAGGUACACCUCAAUACGUGUGAAUUUUUGGGUCAGCGUGGUAAACAGUCAUGUGGCUGCCCCUUGAGAUUGUCGUACAAGACUGUGGACUCUUACAUAGGAAAGUUAAGAUCGAUUUUCCAUUCCAUUGGUCGGGACGGAGAGUGGGACAAGCGGCUAGGUCUUGGUAACCCAGCCUCUGAUAAAUUGGUUAAAGAUUACCUUCGUCUUGUCACCGCGGAGCAGUUACAGGCCCGUGUUACUCCAAAACAAGCCACGCCAUUCUUUGUGGACAAAUUGACUCAGUUAUUGAAGUAUCUUGAAGGCGAGCUAGCGAGAUCAAAGUCGAAACUUGACCGUUUCAUUAUCGCACGUGACCAAGCUUAUUCUAAGUUGGCGUUCUUUAGUGGGGACCGCCCAGGAGAUCUUGGUCAGGAAGACGUUCCGGAGAUCCUUCGUUUUCGAAAUGAUGAUGGGUUCUUAUUUAAUCAUAUCUGGGGUAAGACUUUGCGGGAUGGUGACAGUAAUGUCUUUGGUGUUCGCAGAAAUCCCCAGUCGGUCAUCUGUCCUGUGAAGGGCGUUGAGCAAUAUGUCGAAGUGGCAAGGGAGUUAGGCGUUGAUUUAACAAAGGGAUAUUUGUUUCGUCCGACAACUUCUAAUAAUGGUGUCCAAGAUUCUCCAUUUAGUUCUUCAGCAGCAGAUGCGCGUCUUAAAGUGUAUCUCAAGCAGAUGAAAGCUGAUGAUGGUGAGACAUUGCAUGGCUUUCGUUCGGGUUGUGCGAUAACGUUGGCCCUCACAGGAGCGGAUCUGUCUGAGAUUAUGGAACACGUGGGUUGGGCUAGGAGGCAUACCGCCUUAUAUUACCUUCAGCUGGCCAAGGUUCUGAAACAUGAUGGCCUGUCGGGACGACUUGCUAUGCCUUCUGCUGAGAAUGUGGUGGCUCCAUGGCAGGAUGUGAAUCAGCUGAAACGUUUUGUGUGUGCUUUUCCAGCUGCUGAGCAGAGGAAACGCCCAGCAGAAUGA